Molecule: messenger RNA, 2452 nt
Organism: Nerophis lumbriciformis (worm pipefish)
Lineage: Eukaryota; Metazoa; Chordata; Actinopteri; Syngnathiformes; Syngnathidae
Biological process (GO): regulation of transcription by RNA polymerase II
Molecular function (GO): RNA polymerase II cis-regulatory region sequence-specific DNA binding; DNA-binding transcription factor activity
Source: RefSeq, a predicted model, not a curated record
GCCCACCUACAUUAAAGAGGAAGAGGAGGAUCCACAGCACACCCACAUGAAAGAGGAAGAGGAAGAUCCACACAUGAAAGAGGAAGAGGAGGGAGAGUGUGUUGUAGGGCAGGAGGAGGAUGAUGUCAGCAAGUUUCCACUGACUGUUGUCUCUGUGAAGACUGAAGAGCAUGAAGACAAAGCACCUGAGUCCUCACAGCUUCAUCACAGUCCAAACGUCCAGCGGGUGUCAGCGGGGAGUCAUGAAGAGGAGUGGCACACCAGUGUGGGACAGAAGGAGCUACAGGCCCCCUCCCACAUUAAAGAGGAGCAGCUUCAUGAUGAAGAUGAAGCUCAGUCCUUACAGCUUCAUCACAGUCAAAGUGAGGAGAACAGAGGGGCGGAGCUUGUAAGUCAACACAUCACAGAAGCUGAUGGAGAGCAUUGUGAAGAUAUCAAGUCAGAACCAGACAGCAUCUUUGCUCCACUGUCAGACAUGGACCACAUGUCUGACAGUGACAUGUCUGACUCUUCUGAUCACAGUGACCACAUCCAAAAACCUUUGGAGAGUAAAAAUGACUCUAAAGGUGAUACGAGACAUCACACUAACAACAAACACUUUGAGUGCUCUGAAUGUGGGAAAUCAUUUAGAAAGAAGAGUCAUUUUACAGAACACAUGAGAACACAUACUGGAGAGAAACCUUUUGCUUGCUCAGCUUGUGCUAAAAGAUUCAAAACUAAGAAGGAAAUGAUAUUACACAUGAGAACACACACAGGUGAGCAAUCUUUUGCUUGCUCUGUUUGUAAGAAGAGUUUCUCCAGAAAGGAACACAUGACCACACACAUGAGAACACACACUGGAGAGAAACCUUUUGCUUGCUCAGCUUGUGCUGAAAGUUUCAACACUAAGAAGGAACUUAUAUUACAUGUGAGAACACACACAGGUGGUAAACCUUUUACUUGCGCCGUUUGUAAGAAGAGUUUCUCCAGAAAGGAACACAUGACCAGACACAUGAGAACACACACUGGAGAGAAACCUUUUGUUUGCUCAGCUUGUGCUAAAAGAUUCAACACUAAGAAGGAAAUGAUAUUACACAUGAGAACACACACAGGUGAGCAAUCUUUUGCUUGCUCUGUUUGUAAGAAGAGUUUCUCCAGAAAGGAACACAUGACCACACACAUGAGAACACACACUGGAGAGAAACCUUUUACUUGCUCUGUUUGUAAGAAGAGUUUCUCCAGAAAGGGUGACAUGACCAUACACAUGAGAACACACACUGGAGAGAAACCUUAUGCUUGCUCAGCUUGUGCUAAAAGAUUCAACACUAAGAAAGUCAUGAUCACACACAUGAGAACACACACAGGUGAGAAACCUUUUACUUGCUCUGUUUGUAAGAAGAGUUUCUCCAGAAAGGGUGACAUGACCACACACAUGAGAACACACACUGGAGAGAAACCUUUUGCUUGCUCAGCUUGUGCUGAAAGUUUCAACACUAAGAAGGAACUUAUAUUACAUGUGAGAACACACACAGGUGGUAAACCUUUUACUUGCGCCGUUUGUAAGAAGAGUUUCUCCAGAAAGGAACACAUGACCAGACACAUGAGAACACACACUGGAGAGAGACCUUUUGUUUGCUCAGCUUGUGCUAAAAGAUUCAACACUAAGAAGGAAAUGAUAUUACACAUGAGGACACACACAGGUGAGAAACCCUUUGCUUGCUCUGUUUGUAAGAAGAUUUUCUCCAGAAAGGAACACAUGACCACACACAUGAGAACACACACUGGAGAGAAACCUUUUACUUGCUCUGUUUGUAAGAAGAGUUUCUCCAGAAAGGGUGACAUGACCAUACACAUGGGAACACACACUGGAGAGAAACCUUUUGCUUGCUCAGCUUGUGCUAAAAGAUUCAACACUAAAAAGAAAAGUAUAUUACACAUGAGAACACACACUCUAGAGAAACCUUUUGCUUGCUCAGCUUGCGCUAAAAGAUUCAACACUAAGAUUGAAAUGAUGUUACACAUGAGAACACACACAGGUGAGAAACCUUUUUCUUGCUCUGUUUGUAAGAAGAGUUUCUCCAGAAAAGAACACAUGACCACACACAUGAGAACACACACUGGAGAGAAACCUUACACUUGCUCUGUUUGUAAGAAGAGUUUCUCCAGAAAGGGUGACAUGACCAUACACAUGAGAACACACACUGGAGAGAAACCUUUUGCUUGCUCAGCUUGUGCUAAAAGAUUCAACACUAAGAAGAAAAUUAUAUUACACAUGAGAACACACUCAGGUGAGAAACCUUUUACUUGCUCUGUUUGUAAGAAGAGUUUCUCCAGAAAGGAACACAUGACUACACACAUGAGAACACACACUGGAGAGAAACCUUUUACUUGCUCUGUUUGUAAGAAGAGUUUCUCCAGAAAGGGUGACAUGACCAUACACAUGAGAACACACACUGGAGAGAAACCUUUUGCU